GGAUGUCUUGAGGAAUGCAGUCAGCCCCCUGGGAAAGUACAUAUCUGUGAGGCGCUCCCUGCCCGCCGCUUGCACUCGGCCGGCGCCCCGUCCCGCACGGAUCAACCCCGCUGCCCGGCAGCUCCGCUCCGCUCCCCCGGGGGCCGCGCCUGCGUCCGGACUCGGGGCUGUCCCGCAGCUUUUCAAGUUUUUCUUUCGGGAGCAGUUCGCGCGGGGACGCGCCCUAGCCCACCGCCACCAUGGAUGCCAUCAAGAAGAAGAUGCAGAUGCUGAAGCUGGACAAGGAGAACGCCUUGGACAGAGCCGAGCAAGCCGAAGCGGACAAGAAGGCAGCGGAGGAGAGAAGCAAGCAGCUGGAGGACGAGCUGGUGGCUCUACAAAAGAAGCUGAAGGCCACUGAGGAUGAGCUGGACAAAUACUCGGAGUCCCUUAAAGAUGCACAGGAAAAGUUGGAACUGGCUGACAAAAAGGCCACAGAUGCUGAGAGUGAAGUAGCUUCUCUGAACAGACGCAUCCAGCUGGUUGAGGAAGAGUUGGAUCGGGCUCAGGAGCGCUUGGCUACUGCCCUGCAGAAGCUGGAGGAGGCUGAGAAGGCUGCAGAUGAGAGCGAAAGAGGAAUGAAGGUCAUUGAGAAUAGAGCCCAGAAGGAUGAAGAGAAGAUGGAAAUCCAGGAGAUCCAGCUUAAAGAGGCUAAGCACAUUGCUGAAGAGGCUGACCGCAAGUAUGAAGAGGUGGCUCGUAAGCUGGUGAUCAUUGAGAGUGACCUGGAGCGCGCUGAGGAGCGUGCUGAACUAUCAGAAAGCCAAGUCCGACAGCUGGAAGAACAGUUAAGAAUAAUGGAUCAAACCUUGAAAGCAUUAAUGGCUGCAGAGGAUAAGUACUCACAGAAAGAGGACAAGUAUGAAGAGGAGAUUAAAGUUCUGACUGACAAACUGAAGGAGGCUGAGACCCGUGCUGAGUUUGCUGAGAGGUCAGUAACCAAGCUGGAGAAGAGCAUUGAUGACCUAGAAGAUGAGCUCUAUGCUCAGAAACUGAAGUACAAAGCCAUCAGUGAGGAGCUGGACCACGCUCUCAAUGAUAUGACUUCCAUGUAAAUGUCUUCCCAGCUUGUGCCCGCUCCUGCUUCCCUGCCCUCACUGAUUGCGUGGUACCGGCCUUGUGAAAUGAUGCUCCCUGUGUAGUGGGAGAUGCUUUCCUUUAGAGAGAAUAGGUGUGCAAAAUACCAUGAACAAUUGCUUUACCCUGGCAAAGUGUGGGUGAGUGUUGUGCCGAGCCUGGUAAAUACUCAUGGUGAUUUUGUAAGCUUGUGGUUACUCUUUCAUUAUGUCUGCAAUCCUUGAGUCUUGUGGUUGCCCUUUGUUUGUAGCUCUGUGUUUAUCCUUUCAGUUCACUUCUGUUCAAACAUAUCUACCAGGCCCAUCAUGUUCAUUUUAACAAAGAAAAUUGCCUUGGUACAUGUUGCAUUCAGAUUGUAUUCCUUUGCCUGCUGUCAAAGUUUUUGCUCUGGCAAAAUUCCUACAGAAACCUCAGAGAAAUGUAGGUUUUGCGAUGUUCUCUAUUAAUGACAGUAGGAAGUGUUUAUCUAAAUUUCCAUAGCUGCUCUGAAAAUUUCAGCUGUUAUCACUAAAUUACAAGCGUGGAAAUGGAUUUAAAAUACCUUGUCGCUUAAACCCAUAAAGGCGACAAUUGAAUUGUAGGUUGCUGCUGCAUAUUUUCUGGAUAGCAGUACUAAUUUCAUUUGCAUACACCAAAAAUGUGGUAAUACCAACUUUAGUCAUAAGGAGAAAAAUAAAGAGUGGCAGGAAAGCAGGAGAGUCAGCAGCUGUAAGGUGUGACUCAUUCAUGCGGUGUUUGACACAGACUGGACUCUGAACAGAGGUGAGCUGUGUUACCUCCCCCUUCCCGUGUUCAAACCCUUCACUCGCAUGAACACUGCAGCUGGCACGGGGGAGGGGAGGAGCUGUGGCUCUCAAGUGCUUAGGAGGUGCAAUGUUUGGUCUCAGCAUUCUGUUUUGGAAGCCCAAGCAUGCUUUCAGCAAGACAUAAGGUUUGCUUAGAGCUUGAAAUUUAUUUUGUGUGCAUCUGUAUUUUAAAAGUUUUUUUCUUCGUGUUUUUUUGGCCCCAUGUGUGUUCAUUACUUUCCUCCCUCUCUCUUCCAACAUUUUAGUAGAGGUCUAAUGUUGCCUGCUUUGUAUGCUUUGGUUUUUUGUUUUUAAAUUCCUUCCCAACAUGUGGUUUUAUUCAGUGGCUUAUCAAGCAAAUGGAUUUCUUUUUUCCUCCUCUGUAUACAGAGAUUACAAUAUUUCUUCAAUUGUGGAUAUUUCUAAGUGGAAAACAGACUUUAAAUUGUACUCUACUGGUACAUGAGGACAUGACCGUAGCAUUCUAGUCCCAGCAUGGUGUGCUGUUUCUCUAGCAUAGUCAUCUCAGCAUGCUGGGCUCUGCUGUGCCAUUGCUGCUUUUUUGGAAGUCUUUACUGCGCCUUUUUUCAUUUUCUACCUUAUCUCA
Messenger RNA from Corvus hawaiiensis (hawaiian crow), 2508 nucleotides. RefSeq names its product tropomyosin 1 (gene TPM1). Gene Ontology annotation, biological process: cardiac muscle contraction; actin filament organization. Gene Ontology annotation, cellular component: actin filament. Lineage: Eukaryota; Metazoa; Chordata; Aves; Passeriformes; Corvidae. Bases 240 to 1094 code for a protein of 284 amino acids. The transcript is spliced from 9 exons. Gene Ontology annotation, molecular function: actin filament binding. The record is from RefSeq and is a predicted model, not a curated record.